Molecule: messenger RNA, 483 nt
Organism: Diaporthe amygdali
Lineage: Eukaryota; Fungi; Ascomycota; Sordariomycetes; Diaporthales; Diaporthaceae
Exons: 4
Coding region: 1-483 (160 amino acids)
Molecular function (GO): serine-type endopeptidase inhibitor activity
Source: RefSeq, a predicted model, not a curated record
AUGCAGCUCUCUACUGGUGUCUACUUCAUCUCCACCAUCGCCACCAAUCCCUGGGGUGAGCGCUGGGUCCAGCGCAACGAGGUCGAGGACAAGACCCUGCUCCCCAAGCCCGUCGCCAUUCAGGUCGAGGAGGCUGGCGCCGCCGAGUGGUUCGUCGAGCAGAUCGACGACAACAACUUCAAGCUCUCGGCCGGCUCCAUCUGCGCUGACCCUGCUGGAACCAUCAACAAUGAUGGCAAGCUCUACGCAGAUCUUACCGGCGCUGCUGCCCAGAACUGGACUGUGACCGAGUGCCAGACCUGCGAGGAGGGUGUCUUCAUCAUCACCGAUUCGAAUGACCAUGGAGUGACCUGGCAGACGCCCGCGAUUGUCGGCGGUGAUUCUCAGAUUCUGCUCGAUACCCUGAUCAUCCCGCUCAUCUAUCCUCCCAAGUACCCGCCGGCCGCGCAGUUCAAGUUUGCUGCUGUCGGCGAUGUCGACUAA